Meloidogyne enterolobii is the source of this 244-nucleotide messenger RNA. The record is from the annotation of a GenBank genome assembly. Lineage: Eukaryota; Metazoa; Nematoda; Chromadorea; Rhabditida; Meloidogynidae.
AUGUCCAAAGAAGUCAAAAAUGGAAAAGUCAGACUUGUGCCUGGAGAUAUAAUUAGAAUGGGCGAUGGAAGGAAGCUCAGUGAAAAAUUUUAUGAACAUGUUAACAUUGGGGCUUAUUUGCACAAUUACACCGGGAUUUGGACCCUGGGAUUGGAUAUGUUGCCAACAACUGGGCAACGAACUUUAAAUUUGUUUGUGUAUAAAGGGUGUGCAUGUGGGAUGGAGGCAUGGGUGGGUUUUUAAA